AUGGCCAACGCGGGGAAGGCGCCUCUUCUGGGAUGCGGGCCUCCUUCGGCGCUGCCGAUGCCGCCCUCGCUGCUCUACCUGCGCGCGGCAGUGCCCGUCUACCCUCGCGCUCCCAAGUGCGCGCGCUGCCGCAACCACGGCGCGGUCUCGGCGCUCAAGGGGCACAAGCGCUUCUGCCGCUGGCGGGACUGCGCCUGCGCCAAGUGCGCGCUCAUCGCAGAGCGGCAGCGGGUCAUGGCAGCCCAAGUGGCGCUCCGGAGGCAGCAGGCGCAAGAAGAGGCCCAGGAGGAGGAGGAGGAGGAGGAGGAGGAAGAGCAGCUGCCAAGAGAAAAGAUUCAGAAGACUGACUUCUACAACAAAGAACUUGGCAGUUCUGUAGUCCAUGUUUCCAUAUCUUCUGUGAGGUCCUCUCCUGAAACUACUGGAGGCCACAAAGAGAAGCCACUUGGUGUACAGAGUCUAGGUAAAGUGGUUACAAUGGUUCAUCCCUCAAGUCCUCAUGAGUCUUUAGAAGGGACAGACAAUUCAACAUCUCUCUCUUCUUCAGACAUGGAAUCAGGGAAUGAAAGUGAAUGUCCCAAGGACUUGGCUCUCUUCCCUAUCAGAGUUUCUGCUGCAGGUUCUCCUUCAAACACUGUUUCCAGACAGAGAGAUCCACUUGAUAUUCUUAUCAGGGUGUUUCCCAGUCAUAAGCAGAGUAGGCUAGCAAAAGUUCUGCACUUCUGCAGAGGAGACAUAGCCCAAGCUAUAGAACAGAUACUGAAUAUGAAUGAAAAGGAGCAAGAAUUUGGAGGCCGUGGAUUCCUGCCUUUGCCUCAGUGUAGCGCCAUCCAGCGAUCCUCUGAUUUUAAUCUCUUAGGAAUGGAUGUCAAAGCUUUUGGUGGUACAUCAGCAUUUUCUCCUCUUCAAACCAAUCCAUCUCCUUUAGGGAGUGAGGUGAAUUUUUACGGUGUAAAUCCUAGAUUGGGAUUCAGACCUUUGCGACUGGCAUACUCCUCUCCAGGAAGAGCUGUCCCGGCAUUGAUGUCUCCCUACCUAAGGACCAGCCUGUUUCCUGCUUUACCUUUUCAUCCAGCUGUGGACUGUCCCUUCUCGGGAGUGACCAAGGAUGCAUCCUAUUUCCCCAAUAAAGACAUGGUAAUCAGUAGCAAGAUUUACACCAGGUUCAAUGAAACAAACAAAUAGCACCUGAAUCAGGUCUUCAGUUUUGUAGUAUAGUAUAUAUUAUGACUCCCAUAUCUGUGGGUUUUAGAUUCCAGGACUUUGCAUGGAUCUGCAAAACAGAAGAUAUUAAUGAACCCUAUUGAAUGAAAUAUUUUCAGUGGAAGCAUACCACAGAAUCAUGAUAGAGGUCCUAGGAAAUGCCUAUUGUAGACAGCUCUAGGCAUCACUAGGUCCUCUAGUACAGCUGUAUAGCCAGCUUCCAGCAGAAGCCUACUAUAGCGUCACCUGGAGAAUCGAGAAAAUGCCUAGAGAAGAUUUAUUUUGUGAAACCUGAGUUAAUGAAACAAUGGAUAAGGAUCCCGCAGAUAUUGUACUUAUUACAAUGUUUUGAGAUGGGCAGACAUUAGUGUUUGAGUCCAAGUCUCAGGCCCCUUCCACACAGCUGAAUAAAAUCCCACAUUCUCUGCUUUCAACUGGAAUAUAUGGCAGUGUGGACUCAGAUAACCCAACUCAAAGCAGAUAUUGUGGGGUUUUCUGCCUUGAUAUUCUGGGUUAUAUGGCUGUGUGGAAGGGUCCUCGAUGGUACUAUCUUGUAAUAAUGUUUUAAUGUGUAUAGUGCUGAUAUUUUAAUCGUGUUAUAAAGUGGCAUUGUGUUGUUAUUGUAUAUUCUUUGUAUGUUAACACAUGUGAACCGGUCCGAAUCCCUCUUUGAAGGUGAGAGGGUCGGUAUAUAAAACCUCGAAAUAAAUAAAUAAGUAAAUAAUAAAUAAUAAAAAGCUAUUAAGCGACUCUUAAAACUGUAUAUAUCUUUUUUACAAAUAGGAUGUAAUUGUAUUCCCUGAGUCUCGUUCAAUCUUCUUACAAGUUAUUGCUUUUGUACAGAUUUUUAAACUAUUAAUAUUUUGACAUAAAACAAUGUGAAGACCAAUAGAAUUCUAGAAUAUUAGCAAUAUCAAACUUCAUUAGAAUUAAGCACUGUGUUUAGAUACAAGCUUUCUUAUAUAUUUUCAUACUUUCGUGAUGGGGGAUAUGUGGAAUUUAAGACGUUUGAAAAAAUGGAAACAAAAUUACAGAAGAAAUCCAAUAAAUUA
Molecule: messenger RNA, 2255 nt
Organism: Anolis sagrei ordinatus
Lineage: Eukaryota; Metazoa; Chordata; Lepidosauria; Squamata; Anolidae
Gene: DMRTA1
Product: DMRT like family A1
Biological process (GO): sex differentiation; regulation of transcription by RNA polymerase II
Cellular component (GO): nucleus
Molecular function (GO): DNA-binding transcription factor activity, RNA polymerase II-specific; RNA polymerase II cis-regulatory region sequence-specific DNA binding; protein binding
Source: RefSeq, a predicted model, not a curated record